AUGAUCGGGAACAGCAGUUCACUGACCAGAAUAAACGACGAAGGCAAGCAGCUCUACUAUAAGAAACAUGGAAACCCGGCUGGGCCUCCGAUUGUCUUUUUACAUGGCCUCGGGGGCACAUCUGAAUAUUACGAUCCCUUGAUUUCCUCCCUGGGCCUGACAAAGACCUAUUCAAUUCACCAGCUGGACCUCGAGGGACACGGGCUAUCACCUCCAUCCGCCCUGUCAACUCCGAGCAUCUCCUCUUUCGUUGACGACGUGAAGUGUAUAUUCUCGUUAGCGGGUAUAUCAACGGCCUCGCCAGCGAUACUAAUCGGAUCGUCUAUGGGCAGCAUCAUAGCUACAGUAUUCGCAAUUCAAAAUCCCGGACUGGUUCACAAACUCAUCCUCCUAGGCCCUCCUCCAUGCCCACUUCCUGCGGCGGGGCGCAAUGCCACUCAUGCCCGUGCUGCGGUGGUCAGAGGCAGAGGAAUGUCUGCUGUUGCGGAUACGGUUGCCACGGCUGCCACAUCAACGUUCACCAAGACCAGGAAACCAGCCGCCUACAUGGCGGUACGAUCUACGCUAUUGAGCCAGAGCCCAGAGUGCUAUGCAAGGGCCUGCACUGCCCUGGCUAAUGAAACUGGGUCGUUGGACCUUGGGAGCCUCACCUGCCAGACUCUGAUCAUCACCGGUGAUGAGGAUAAGGUCAGCCCACCGUCUACAUGCAGUGUUAUCGCGUCGUCUAUACCAAAUUGCAAGGCCCCGGUUGUGUUGAAAGAGGUCGGCCACUGGCAUGUGUUUGAGGAUAUAGAUGGAGUGUCAAGGUCCAUCCGGGCAUUUCUGUAG
Molecule: messenger RNA, 828 nt
Organism: Microsporum canis CBS 113480
Lineage: Eukaryota; Fungi; Ascomycota; Eurotiomycetes; Onygenales; Arthrodermataceae
Product: alpha/beta hydrolase fold protein
Exons: 1
Coding region: 1-828 (275 amino acids)
Source: RefSeq, a predicted model, not a curated record